AUGAUCCACCGCGAAGUAGUAGCCGAUGGUCUAGAGCGUCUUUGGAACGUAAGAGUAAACUGCAUAUGGGAAGCCGAUGAAAGUAGUCGCCAUGGAGAGGUUUAUAUAUUCGACCAUGUAUUUAAGCAGGAAUGUACAAAUUCAGAUGUAUAUGGAUCUGUAGUAAAACCUUUAGUCGAUUCCUUCAUGGAAGGUUUCAAUGCCACAAUAUUUGCAUAUGGCCAAACAUCUUCUGGCAAAACACACACCAUUUUGGGCAAUAAAACAGAUCCUGGGCUUUUCCAAUUAGUAUCCAAUCAGUUAUUCCAGCAUGUGGCCAGACCGGUUGAUAAGAGGUACUUGAUUAGAUGCAGUUAUAUUGAAAUCUACAAUGAAAAGAUCAAUGACCUCCUGGAUAAGAGCAAUCAGGGUUUAACUAUAAGAGAGAUAUCAAAGGAAAUGUGCUGCUUGCUGCAAGGAAGCUGUCGUAGACAAUGUUGA
Acanthoscelides obtectus is the source of this 480-nucleotide messenger RNA. The record is from the annotation of a GenBank genome assembly. Lineage: Eukaryota; Metazoa; Arthropoda; Insecta; Coleoptera; Chrysomelidae.